Messenger RNA from Aspergillus sclerotioniger CBS 115572, 2579 nucleotides. RefSeq names its product putative NADH-ubiquinone oxidoreductase 64 kDa subunit. NCBI's taxonomy places the organism in Eukaryota, Fungi, Ascomycota, Eurotiomycetes, Eurotiales, Aspergillaceae. The coding region runs from base 201 to 2258 and encodes 685 amino acids. Gene Ontology annotation, molecular function: NADH dehydrogenase activity; calcium ion binding. The record is from RefSeq and is a predicted model, not a curated record. The transcript has 5 exons.
CUCUACUACUCCGUACUCUUCCUCACCUUCUCUUCCGCGCCAUAGUUAUUUACGUUUGAUUGCCAGCUCGGUGUAAUCGCUCGCUAUCUACAUUCCCUUUUCUCUCACUCCUCGUGCCAUUGGGUCCCUCCAAGCGUCGAUUGUUUCGGGCCUGGCCCUUUUGCAGUGACCGCUUUUUCCCUGCCACCUUUACACCCGCCAUGAGCGCGGCGCUGCUCCGGAGUCGUCCGGACCCCUAUGCCCUGACAAGAAUCAGUCUUCUAUCCCGUCGAUACCAGUCCUCGAGGUCGCCAGCAUCCGCAGGUUUCGCUGCCUCCCGAUCACGGCUUCCUCGUCGCACCCCGACAGCUCAAUGCUUAGCAUCGCGUGCCUUUUUCAACCCCCGAUUUUCAGUCCGUCAUAAUUCCACGGCCCCAGAAACAAAUGCCCCUCCACCGAAGUCCGGCCUUCGCAAUGCCCUCUUCAAGUCAUUUGCGUACUGCGGUUUUUUCAUUGUCAUGAGCGGUGCUGCCGUCGUGGCUUUCUUCGUCUACGAUGCGACCACCUACCGUGAGAAUUCGAGCGCGGAAGACAUCCCGGUUUCGGAAUUGGCGCUUAAUCCUCGACGUGGUGGCCCGAAGAACCUCCCUAUCGCGGAAGUCUUGAUUGGUGACAAUGAUUCGGAGGGUAGACUGGAGCAAAAGGAUAAGCCCCGGUUGGUGAUCUUGGGUACCGGUUGGGGUAGCAUCGCGCUUCUCAAGCACCUCAACCCCGGCGACUACCACGUCACGGUGGUGUCCCCUACCAACUACUUCCUGUUCACUCCCAUGCUGCCGUCUGCGACGGUUGGUACUUUGGGAUUGAGGUCGCUUGUUGAACCUGUUCGUCGGAUCGUUCAACGGGUGAAUGGCCAUUUCCUCAAGGGCGAGGCCCAGGACGUUGAUUUCUCCGAGAAGUUGGUGGAAGUGUCUCAACUGGAUGCCAAUGGCAAAGAGCAACGGUUCUAUCUACCUUAUGAUAAGCUGGUCGUCGGUGUUGGUUGUGUAACGAACCCCCACGGCGUUAAGGGCCUCGAGAACUGUCAUUUCCUGAAGACUAUUGACGACGCUCGGAGGAUCAAGAAUCAGGUUUUGGAUAACAUGGAACUUGCCUGUCUGCCUACAACCAGUGAUGAGGAACGCAAGCGCCUUUUGUCAUUCGUUGUCUGCGGUGGAGGCCCGACUGGUGUUGAGUUCGCCGCAGAGCUGUUCGAUUUGCUUAACGAGGACCUCCUACACUCCUUCCCUAAGAUCCUGCGCAAUGAGAUCUCGGUGCAUAUCAUUCAGAGUCGCACCCAUAUCCUGAACACCUACGACGAGGCACUUUCUCGUUAUGCUGAGUCCCGUUUCGCUCGAGACCAUGUGGAUGUGUUGACGAACGCCAGAGUGGCUGAGGUUCGCGGCGACCGAGUCCUCUUCACGCAAGAGGAGGAUGGAAAGCGCAUCUUGAAGGAAAUCCCGAUGGGCUUCUGCCUGUGGUCUACUGGCGUCGCCCGUGCUGAAAUCUGCAAGAGAAUUUCCGACAAGCUUGAGUCGCAGAACAACAAGCACGCCCUGGAGACGGACUCUCACCUCCGUCUAAUCGGAGCUCCCCUGGGCGACGUCUACGCCAUCGGCGACUGCUCGACCGUCCAGAACAACCUCGCCGGAAACAUUAUGUCCUUCCUGCGCACCAUCGCCUGGGAGAAGGGCAAGGACCCUCAGAAGUUGCAUCUCACUUUCCGCGAAUGGAGAGAGGUCGCCACCCGUGUCAAGAAGCGCUUCCCCCAAGCCUCCAACCACCUCCGCCGCCUCGACAAGCUCUUCGAACAAUAUGACAAGGACCAGUCGGGCACCCUUGAGUUCGGCGAGCUCUCCGAACUCCUCCACCAAAUCGAUACCAAACUCACCUCCCUCCCCGCCACCGCUCAACGAGCCAACCAGCAGGGAGAAUAUCUCGGUCGCAAGCUCACUAAGAUCGCUGCCGCUCUUCCGGGCAUGCAGGCCAACCAAAUCGACUACGGCGACCUCGACGAAGCUGUGUACAAGGCCUUCAAAUACAGGCACCUGGGAAGUCUGGCCUACAUCAGCAACGCUGCUAUCUUCGACUUCGGCGGUCUGAGCUUCAGCGGGGGCGUCUUGGCCAUGUACCUCUGGCGCAGUGUCUACUUUGCUGAGAGUGUCAGCUUCCGGACUCGGUGUAUGCUGGCCAUGGAUUGGGCUAAGAGAGCUCUUUUCGGAAGAGACCUCAUGAGCUUUUAAUCUGCUCCCUUCUUCCCUACUUUGAUAUGAUGUAGAUUUGUCCCGUGCCGGAAUGUAUCAGCGGACUGCGGGAUAUAUAUUUUACUGCAAUCACCCGUACCAGCCUGUCGAUGGAAUAAUGCUUUUCUCUUCCAUACCUACUACCAUUUACCCCAUCAAGUUUAUAUUUCCUUUCUUACUACUCUCUUCUUCCCUUUCUAUUCGCUGUAGUGAAUUACGUUUGUGUGGGCGUGGUUGGACGAAUGAAUGAAUUGAUUGUAUGAUGAUCAGGGAGGGAAUUUGUGAGAUAGACAUUUCAGAUACAACAAUUGUUGACCGUGC